GUAUAUUUAAUGAUGUCGGUGGAAUGGGUGCAGAUCGAGGUGUAGAUGGCAGUGCCACCACGGCUUUCAGUACAUCAACAUGUACUCAUACAAAGAAUGAGACAAAUCCCACCUGGACUGUGAACCUGAACACUUCAGUUCCAGAGAAGAUACAACACAUCAGACUCUAUCUACGUGAGGCCAAUCUGGACAGAAACAACGGCAUGGAGAUACUUGUGGGCAGCCAGAUGUGCUACAACUGGUCAUCAACUGAACAUCCUCCUCCUAUAGCUAACGUCACCUGCCGCCAGCCACUGACAGGAACCACGGUCACUAUACGGAUACCUGGUUCACUGAAAUUCCUUACUUUGUGUGAAGUGCAGAUAUUUGUUUGCAGUGGUGGGUGGUUUUCUGAAGAUUGUGACAAACAGUGCCGCUGCCUUAAGAGUAAUGAUGUAUGUGACAAGAUCACUGGGCGCUGUUCUAGUGGAUGUUUCCCAGGAUACCAUGGUGUCGACUGCCAAACAGUAUGUCCAGAUGGUUUCUUUGGUAUCAACUGUGCCUCAGUGUGUGGAAACUGUCUGGGUGGUGUAAUCUGUGAAAAGACAAGCGGGGCCUGUCCUGGAGGAUGUGCAGCAGGAUGGAUGAAUGACGACACAAAGUCAUGUCGGCAACCAUGUCCCGAUGGUUCCUGUGGUAUCAACUGUGCCUCCCAGUGCGGAAACUGCGUCAAUGGUGUUAGCUGUGACAAAACUACAGGCCUGGGAGUACUUUAUCAUUACGACUAA
Molecule: messenger RNA, 767 nt
Organism: Haliotis rubra (blacklip abalone)
Lineage: Eukaryota; Metazoa; Mollusca; Gastropoda; Lepetellida; Haliotidae
Product: multiple epidermal growth factor-like domains protein 11
Exons: 5
Coding region: 24-767 (247 amino acids)
Molecular function (GO): scavenger receptor activity
Source: RefSeq, a predicted model, not a curated record